UCUCCGCCGGCACCCGGCGAUCGCUGAAGAACACUGACAGGGAUGACCUCCAGCAUGCUUACAUAGUAAAUCACACACAGCACACAGUAAAACAGUACACAGCACACAGUAAACCCUUUGAUCACCCCAGAUGUUAACCCUUUCCUGCCCAGUGUCAUUAGUACAGUGUCAGAGCUUUUUAUUAGCACUGAUCACUGUAUUAGUGUCAUUGGGGAUGUCAGUGGCAGUUAGUCAGGUCCCCCCCAGUGUCAGAAUGCCCGCCGCAGUCCCGCUAUAA
Molecule: messenger RNA, 277 nt
Organism: Staurois parvus
Lineage: Eukaryota; Metazoa; Chordata; Amphibia; Anura; Ranidae
Source: the annotation of a GenBank genome assembly